Setaria italica (foxtail millet) is the source of this 2550-nucleotide messenger RNA. Its product is annotated as probable L-type lectin-domain containing receptor kinase S.7. The record is from RefSeq and is a predicted model, not a curated record. Gene Ontology annotation, cellular component: plasma membrane. NCBI's taxonomy places the organism in Eukaryota, Viridiplantae, Streptophyta, Magnoliopsida, Poales, Poaceae. Gene Ontology annotation, molecular function: carbohydrate binding; ATP binding; protein kinase activity. Gene Ontology annotation, biological process: protein phosphorylation. Bases 170 to 2269 code for a protein of 699 amino acids. The transcript has a single exon.
UUCCUCCCCCCUCCGACCCACCCUGCCUCCUCCCAAGUCCCACCAGCAUCCCACCAUGCUCUGCUCCUCCCCUGCUCCUCGUGCUCACAAACCCAGCUCGCAUUAAACCGCACGCGCGCCCCACAUCACCUCCCAUGACCCGGAUCCCCACCUCUUCCCUCCACCACCGAUGGCCGCCGCUGUCCCCCGCUUACUGCCGCUCCUCCUGCUGCUAACGCUGACGGCGCCGCCCGCCGCCGCCGCAGCUGCCUUGGCGACGGCGGCGGCGGCGAAGAACGUGAGUAUCGACUCCGCGACGCUAUCCUUCGCGGACCUCACGCUGCUGGGGGACUCCUUCCUCCGCAACGGCUCCGUCGGGCUCACGCGCGACACCGGCGUGCCGUCCUCCAGCGCCGGCUCCGUCCUCUGCACCCAGCCCGUCGCGUUCCGGGGCCCCAACGCCACCGAUGCCACCGCCGUCGCGUCGUUCGCGGCGAGGUUCUCCUUCGUCAUCGACAACCCCAACGCGGGCGCCGCGGGUGGCGACGGCAUCGCCUUCUUCGUCUCCCCUGGCCGCGCCACGCUCGGCGCCACCGGCGGCUACCUCGGCCUCUUCAAUUCCUCCGGCUCCGCCAAGAACGGGUCCGCCGCCGCCAUCGUCGCCGUCGAGUUCGACACCAUGGCCAACCCGGAGUUCGCCGACACCAGCGACAACCACGUCGGCCUCGACCUCGGCUCCCCGGUGUCCGUCGCCGUGGCCGACCUCGCCGCGUCCGGGAUCGACCUCAGGAGCGGCAACCUCACCACGGCGUGGAUCGACUACCGCAGCGCCGACCGCCGCCUGGAGGUGUUCCUCAGCUACGCCCCGGCCCCCAAGCCCAAGCGCCCCGUCCUCUCCGUCGCCGUCGACCUCUCGCCGUACCUGAACGGCGCCAUGUACGUCGGCUUCUCGGCGUCCACGGAGGGGAGCACCCAGCAGCACACAAUCAAGGAGUGGACCUUCCAGACGUUCGACCUCCCGUCCACGGCCAACUCUUCCUCCUUCGAGUCAAACGCCACCAGCAACUCAUCGGAUCAGGCCGUGCCGACCUCCACCGCCCACCACAAGAGGGUCGGGCUCGCGCUCGGCAUCCUGGGCCCCGUCGCGCUCGCCGUCGCCUUCGUGUUUUUCGCCUGGGUCUCCAUCAGGAAGCUCAUCCAGCUCACCGCCAGGAACGACGGCGCCUUCUCGCCGGAGCUGCUCAAGGGCCCGAGGAAGUUCAGCUACAAGGAGCUGAGCGCCGCCACCAAAGGGUUCCACGCGAGCAGGGUCGUUGGCAAGGGCGCGUUCGGGACGGUGUACAAGGCCGCCAUGCCGGGCGCGGCCACGACGACGACCACCUACGCCGUGAAGCGAUCUACGCAGGCGCAUCAGAGCCGGAGCGAGUUCGUCGCCGAGCUCUCCGUCAUCGCCUGCCUCCGCCACAAGAACCUCGUCCAGCUCGAGGGCUGGUGCGACGACAAGGGCGAGCUGCUGCUGGUGUACGAGUACAUGCCCAACGGCAGCCUGGACAGGGCGCUCUACGGCGAGCCCUGCACGCUGUCGUGGCCGCAGCGGUACACGGUCGCCGCCGGCAUCGCGUCCGUGCUGUCGUACCUCCACCAGGAGUGCGAGCAGCGGGUGAUCCACCGCGACAUCAAGACCAGUAACAUCCUGCUCGACGGCAACCUGAGCCCGCGGCUCGGCGACUUCGGGCUCGCCAGGCUCAUGGACCACAACAAGAGCCCCGUGUCCACGCUCACCGCGGGGACCAUGGGCUACCUCGCGCCGGAGUACUUGCAGUCCGGCAAGGCUACUGAGCAGACCGACGUGUUCAGCUACGGCGUCGUGGUCCUCGAGGUGUGCUGCGGGAGGCGGCCCAUCGACAAGGACGAUAGUGGCGGCAAGAACGUGAACCUGGUGGACUGGGUGUGGCGGCUCCACGGUGAGGACAGGCUCAUUGAGGCCGCGGACGCGCGGCUGGCUGGCGAGUUCGACCGGGACGAGAUGCUGCGGCUGCUGCUCGUGGGGCUGAGCUGCGCGAACCCGAACUGCGAGGAGCGGCCCGCGAUGCGGCGCGUGGUGCAGAUCCUGAACCGGGAGGCCGAGCCAGCGCCCGUGCCACGCAAGAAGCCGCUGCUGGUGUUCAGCUCCAGCGCGUCCAUGAAGCUGCAGGAGAUCGCCUUCUCCUGCGGCGACGACGUCCGGGGUGGCUAUUCGGUCGCCAACCCAACAUCCCCAAAGUCCGAGGGAGGCGACAUUGAACGCUGACACAAAGCAGUUGAUACUUAUACAGAUUUGUUGGUUUGUUGUGUUUCAUAAGGGGAAUAUAGGUAAUAAUCCCCAUUCCUGUCUGCUGCAUGGGUCUUGAAGUGCUUAUGCAGGGUCAUCUACCAAUGUCGGAGGUACUGAUAGUGAAUUACUACUGGUGUGAUUCCUAUAUGUAUUUGUUGUGUGUUUAUGAGGGGAAUAUAGGUAAUAAUCCCCCGCUGUUGUAUGAGUGUUGAAUUACUCAAUAAUUGAGCCAUCCUCUACUACCAAAUUGUUGUUUC